Molecule: messenger RNA, 2328 nt
Organism: Acipenser ruthenus (sterlet)
Lineage: Eukaryota; Metazoa; Chordata; Actinopteri; Acipenseriformes; Acipenseridae
Product: ras-related C3 botulinum toxin substrate 1
Exons: 6
Coding region: 203-781 (192 amino acids)
Biological process (GO): cortical cytoskeleton organization; establishment or maintenance of cell polarity; actin filament organization
Cellular component (GO): cytoplasmic vesicle; cell cortex; cytoskeleton
Molecular function (GO): GTPase activity; GTP binding; protein kinase binding
Source: RefSeq, a predicted model, not a curated record
AGCUGUAGGCUUUUUUUUUUUUUUUAUUUAGGGUGGUGGCUGUUUGCGACUCAACUUCUAGUUAAGAGUGGAAGGAGGCCAGAUUGUUGAUGUAAAUGCAGGACGGAGAACAGUAAUGUUAUUUUAGCGAUCACCGUAUAUCCCAUAAAAUCCACAUCUCUAUAAUCACGGAGAGCAGAGAAGGUAGAAAUCACUAGGAGCAAUGCAGGCCAUUAAGUGUGUGGUUGUCGGAGACGGCGCUGUAGGGAAAACAUGCCUGCUUAUCAGUUACACCACCAAUGCGUUUCCUGGAGAGUAUAUCCCCACUGUCUUUGACAACUAUUCUGCAAAUGUAAUGGUUGAUGGCAAACCGGUUAACCUGGGACUGUGGGAUACAGCUGGACAGGAAGACUAUGACAGAUUACGUCCCCUAUCGUACCCCCAAACGGAUGUCUUCUUAAUCUGCUUUUCACUUGUGAGUCCUGCAUCCUUUGAAAAUGUCCGUGCCAAGUGGUAUCCUGAGGUGAGACACCAUUGCCCAAACACUCCUAUCAUUCUUGUGGGCACCAAGCUGGAUCUGAGAGAUGACAAGGACACGAUUGAGAAACUAAAGGAGAAGAAACUCACUCCCAUCACGUACCCACAGGGACUGGCCAUGGCUAAAGAGAUUGGUGCAGUGAAAUAUCUGGAAUGCUCGGCACUUACACAGCGAGGCCUGAAGACGGUGUUUGAUGAAGCUAUCCGAGCAGUUCUGUGCCCACCUCCCGUCAAGAAGAGGAAGAGAAAGUGCAUGAUUCUGUAAACGCCAAAUCCAUUUUUUUCGCUUUCCUCAAGAUUCAAAUAUGCCAUUUUUUUCUUCUGUUGUAAUUAGUGUUUCUAUAAUCCAUUAAUCUUACCUUUUUAAAUAUAUUCCUAAUUAGCUUUCAUUUAGUUUUUGAAAAAAAAAAAAAAAAUGCUGUCUUGCAACAUUUUUAUAACUUGCUGAAAUUAAAAAAAAAAAAAAAGUCCAUCAAACCUAUUUUUCCUUUUGCUUUGUAGAGUGUACAGUCUUCAAAGUGUUGCCAAACUAUCUGCUGUAAUUAACGAAACAAGUCCUGCAAACACUAAACGCAGUAGCUAAUAUAUAUAUAUAUAUAUAUAUAUAUAUAUAUAUAUAUAUAUAUAUAUAUAUAUAUAUAUAUAUAUAUAUAUAUAUAUAUUUAUAUAUUAAGUUUUAUUAAGGUCUGUUAAGGAAUAUAAAUCUGGCUUGGUUAAAAGGAGACUAAAACGUUUACUUUUUUUAAUGAACAAAAACAAUUGCUUAAAUAUUAGCUGAUUUAUGGCGUUGUAGUGCAACUAUUGAAUGCUAACCUGUGUUUACUGUGUAACCAUGUACAUCAAGUCAGAUGAGUGCUUAUAAAACUUACUGUAUUCAGUGGUUUGAGAUUCACAAGUAAAUGCAUUAUUAUUGUAAGAGCUCUUGCAGCAAUUUAAAAACAAAAAUAAGCCUCUAACUUGUUUUUGCUAAGGGUAUUUUUCUGUCCCCCUCACCCCUUUAGUCAAUUGAGAAAGUCAGAAACCUAAAGAUGCUUUUUGUGUGAAACCGCAGUAUUGCUAAGAUUAGUUUUGGCACAGAAAUGUGAUUAUUUGUGCUACUGAAGAAAGUGUCAAAAAUAACACUGAGCUGUGACUUCUAGGUUGGAGUGGUGCAACAGCUGGCCAGGUUUUAUGGCUUGGACCUUUACAUUCAGGAUUUCUGUACCUUUUUUGGUAUUGGGGCAACUAUCUUGCUUUUGUUUAAAUCACACAUUUACAUCCAAGUAACAAAGCCUGUGUUUGAGACUUAAACCAUCAGUUUGGCUAAUAAAGAUGUUCAACUAAAACCCAAUUUGGCUAUUUUUAAUCUUGUUUGUAACUACCUGCUGGUGUUAUUUGGGGUUAGAAUCCUGUGAAUUGACUCUUUAAUGGCUUUAAUUUUUAAUCUUCCUUUUUUUUUAUUAAAGUUUCACAUCACUGUAAGCCUCAUAUUGUGUAUUAUCCCACUUAAUGCAAAUUAUAGCUCUUGAUUUAUGUUAGUUCCUACAUUUCAAAGCUUUUAAUAUUGCUGCAGAUUGUAUAUUGUAUACUAUUUACUGAGUGGUAGUAGUUUUAGAAUUUCAAUGUGAUUCUUAUAGUGACAUUGCAUUUUAUUUUCAAACUUUUGAACCACUGGAACCAAAUAAAACAUUUCCUAGGAUAGGCAGGUAGGUGUCUUGACAUUCUUGCUGAUGUCUUUAGCAAAAUGUUCUACAUGGAUGAGUAAGCUUUUUCACCGUGGAAAAUGUUAAUACUUAUGGAUUUUAACAAAGCCAAUAAACUAAUUAAACAUAA